Molecule: messenger RNA, 11511 nt
Organism: Coregonus sp. 'balchen'
Lineage: Eukaryota; Metazoa; Chordata; Actinopteri; Salmoniformes; Salmonidae
Source: the annotation of a GenBank genome assembly
ACAAGCGAAACGUCAAACGGGACAACAGUGCGUGUGAAACGAGGAGGGUGAAAGGAGGAGUGGAAGAAGCACUAUGUUGAGUGAUAGGGGCAGAUUAGGCCUGUUGUCACUUUGUGAGCAGUUUUUCUUUACAACAGCGACGAGAGUGGGUCUUUUUGGCCAGCAUUUAACGGAGAUGAGAGCCUCUGGUUACCGGUAGAAGACCCAAAACUAUUCCCACCGAAGUUGUUUACGAUCUGGACUGUGUAUACGUCGCGGCGGCGGUAAAAUCUUGCAUAUAGUUCAGGUAGGUGGUGCUGGUUACAAUUGACAAGAGCCUCCCCCAAUGGCUGGUUGGCUUGUAUAAUUAUAUUGACGAAUGCUAGGGCUUUAGGUCAAUCUAGCUUGAUAGUGCAAUUAUUCUCGAUCAGCUGCUGAACAUAACUUGUUGUUGUUUACAGCAAGACACUAAACGUGUUUCCAGCCCACUGCUGUCUGACUUCGUGUGACAGUUUAUCCAAUUACUGAAUUAGGCAAACGUCAUUAACUCUAGCGCUUGACAGAGUAUGGUCCCUCUUUGUUUACCAAGAUACAGUUCUUAUUACAUGACUACAGGUAUGUAUGAAUGACCUUGUCCCUAGCAUAUCGUUUGCAUUAGUUUGUUAAAGAUGGUACAUUCAGUAGGCAGCUGAUCGAAAUUAUUUCUCAGACUCUGUAUGCUGCUUCACUUUAUUGACUGUACACAGACCCUUGGGUACAACAUUCUCUCUACACACAUGUAGGCUAUCACCUGUUUUUCCAUCACAAACAAGUCAAAAACCACUGUAGAUAGUUGCUCCUUUUAAACUCAAAUGAUAUGGCUACAACCACCAGAUUCAGUACCCAACUCAUUCUGUGCAUUCGCAAUACAUUAGUUCAGCCAAUGUGAUCACACCAUGCUCCUUUUAAAUGAGUGCAAGUUUGCUUUUUCUACUGAAUUAUUUUUUCAGAAAAUGCUUUAAAAAAUUGACUAACAAGCUAGGCCAUCAUAGGUAUGAAAGCAAGACAUCAAUCCACAUUUUAACAAAUACACCCUUAGAUCAGUAGUCCUAAUCCAAACAGUUCUAGUCUAGGCCUACAUGUCUAGAAACAUCUAUGACCUACAGUAACCCUCUCACCAUAUAACCAGUAGACUCAUCUAUAACAACUUUAAAGAUGCAAUAUGCAGAAAUAGCUCUGCCAUUUCCUAGUUGCUAAAAUUCUAAUAGUUUGACUAAUUUCAGUUUAUGUGACAAAAGUCAGUCAGUGUAGAGAAUCAUUGUACCAGCUAAACUGCUGUGAAAUAUGUUUUCCAUAACCAAAAAUCUUGUAUUUUCAGCUGUUUGAAGCUGGUGUACAAAAGUAAAAGAUGCAAAAACUCAACUUAACGAGAAGCAUAGAAAUAGCUUACAUAGAACAUAACUACCGCUUUUUAGACUUGCUUUCAAUGAGAAUGACAUAUCUAAAACACACAUUUCUGUAAAUUUGGUCAGGUUGCCCAAAAAGUUACAUAUUGUAGCUUUAAGACACAUUCCACAGCGUGUUUUCUGAGCAACCUACAGUCUUUAUGCUCCAGCAGCAAGCAGGGAAUGCUGAAUAACAAGUGUAAUGGCAUUGCAGCAAUGUAGAGGCAAGCAGCCUAGGAGCAUGCUCACAUCACAUGGGAAACAGAGAAUUGAGAACGUGAGGAAUUCCGAGGAGUGGGUAGGCUAAAUAGGCUGGAAUUGAGAUUAAUCUGUAGUGACAGACAGGGGCGGUGUGUUCAAUAGGGCGAUAUGGGCGACGCACUGCCAAACGGGAAAAGGAAGGGAUUUUUUUUCUAAUCAAUUAUAUCACGGCAACAGUAGUUAUCAGUGUUGUAAUCUAGACGUGUCUGGUCUGAUCUGCCACUAAAUGUCCAAUCAGGCUAAAGUCGUGCUUCAAAUGGCCACCCCCCCUUUUUGGGCGAUUUCAGUCAGGUUGAAAAUCGCCCAGAAGUCUGUCAUAGACUCCCAUGUAAAAUCUAUUUUUUUCAAAUUUCAGAGCUUUCAAUACAAUCUCUAUGGGUGUCUGAGGGCUUGCACUUACGCGCUUUCGUCAUACGUAACGUAACCAUGAACGUAACUAAGAAAAGACCGGGUAGCAGCCUCAAUCAAUUCACUACUACUGUAAAAAUGGCUAGCCUUCAGUGCAACUCGAUUGUGUCUUUGAAAGAAGUUCCUUUUUGUCGGCGAACAAAUCAAGAUAAAUUGGCAACGAAACAAUUAGGACCUCCCAGACCAAAUUUAAUAAUUCAACAGGUUUCUACUAAAGGCGGAAAGUCCUACACCCGAGGAUUUUCCAAAAAUUGGUACUAACGAAAAAAGAACAUUGCCACUCAACUGGAUGAGGGAUACAGGCUAGCUGUCCGCCGCCACAACGAUGAGGUUAGUGUUGAUAAUCACAAGUUUACUGGAGAACUGAGACCAAGUAGAGACUUUGGACAGGGUGGAUAUGGUAUAAUAAAGGCAGUUUAUUCAGAGGUAAAGAUAUCUGGAAUCGCGUGCACGGACCCGUUCGUCAAACUCUUAGGGAGCUAUACAUUAAGCCCCAUUACUUACCAUAUCAGAUAAGAGAAAUUGCUGCAGCUACAUAUAUUUUACAUCCUGGCCCUACAUAGUUCACUAUUUGCAUCACUUACCAAAAUAUUACAUGUGGUCAUAUAUGCUUGGAAAGUGGAGAUGCCAUAGAACGUCAAAAAAGUAAACAUUGCUGGAGACACAUUGCCGUUUUGGAGAAGACAUCGCGUUUGCUAGCGAAGAGAUUUGUUGUGGCAAAUGAACUUGGGCUGGGAAUUGCCAGGAACCUCACGAUAAGAUAUAUGCAUUGCGAGUCUCAUGAUUCUAUACGUAUUGCGAUUCGAUACUGUGAUUUUAUUGCGCACCAUAUGUCUGUUGCAGAGGGAUCAGAAAGCCAUGAGAACGAGUUUUGAUCAGUCAUGGAAAUAAAAGUGCUGAAAACAAAUUGGCUCCCAAUGUGAAAAGAUUGAGAACAAGCUAUGAAGGAACAAUAAUGGUGUUUUGGUGCAGGUACAGCCAACUAGCGCUAAAAUAUUGCGAUAUUGUCAAUACAGUAUAUCGUAAAGUAUCACUAUGUAACUCGAUUUCUUUCACCCCAAUCCCUCAAAUUAACGGUAAAUAACUGAAUUGUUUGCCCCACAUUUAGCUAAGAUGAUUAGCUAGCCAGCUAAAAUAUUUUAUUUAGUUAGCAGUCGCAUCUACAAUAGUUUACUGUCAAUAACAUGUCUCCAAAAAUGACGUGGUGUCUCCAAUUGUGUUGACAUUUGACAAUUGCGAUGCGCAUCCAUGAGUAUCCACUUUCUGUAGCUCAGCUGGUAGAGCACGGCGCUUGUAACGCCAAGGUAGUGGGUUCGAUCCCCGGGACCACCCAUACACAAAAAUGUAUGCACGCAUGACUGUAAGUCGCUUUGGAUAAAAGCGUCUGCUAAAUGGCAUAUUAUUAUUAUUAUUAUUAUUAUUAUUAUUAUUAUUAUCUGAAGAGAGCCCCGAAACAUUGUGUGCAGACAUUUUAUGCAAUAAAUGAAGUAGGUUGAAUCUAGUAGUUCUGAUCUUCUGAUUGGUCCUGAUGAGUUGGGCGAGGUCCCCUCCAGGCUACUGUCACUGUUGCAUUGGCUCUGAGUCGGGUUCUCUGUCUUCAAAUGUUCAGCCUAAGAGAGGGGAUUUUUGUGUGUGUGUGUGUGUGUGUGUGUGUGUGUGUUUAACAGUGAUGAUGUGUGUGUGUGUGUGUGUGUGUGUGUGUGUGUGUGUGUGUGUGUGUUUAACAGUGAUGAUGUGUGUGUGUGUGUGUGUGUGUGUCCUCAGAGCAAGAACUCGUGAGUUGGAAGAACUGAGAGGCCUAUGGCGUGGGUGUUGUCCUUGGCUGACAAGAUAGGACCCUUUUGUCCAUUGUUAUUGGAUAGGAACAGAACUUAUAACCAGCUCCUGACCUAAAUAGAUCUUAGCACAACAUUUUACUCAACAUAUCAUAUUCCAUAUUCACUAUAACAAAUAUAUUUACUACGACAUUAGCAAGAACCGCCACAUCCUCAGCCGGCUAAUCCAGUGUGUGAAGUUUUGCGGAGUGUUUGAGUUAGCUUUGCGAGGCAAAGAUGAAACUGAGGGCUCCACCAACCCUGGUAAGCCAACACUUUUGAGAUCAGUCAAUAAAUGCUUCUGGUAUUGACUUAUAUGCUGCCCCUGUCUUCAUGUUGUUGCUGGACAUAUCUUUUUUAAAAUGUGUGUAGGUCACCUAAAUCAUCAGAAAAAUUGCCCCCCCUGAGAAUUUUUUCAGGAGCCGCCACUGGUGACAGAGACAGAAGAUUCUAGCCUGGUCCCAGAUGUGUUUGUGCCGUCUUUUCAAUCACCACGGGAGUUGGCAAGACGGCACAAACAGAUCUGGGACCAGGCUAUGAUUCAGCUCUGAACCAUUCUAAAUGUAAACUGUCUGACACUUUAUUUGUCAUGUGCCGAAUACAACAGGUGUAGUAGACCUUACAGUUAAAUGCUUACUUACAAGCUCUUUCCCAACGAUGCAACAAAAAAAAAUUAACACAAGAAUUAGGAAUGAAGCUACAAACCCACUCACUAAGACAGACUGACAGGGGAGUCGGAGAGAGUUGAAUGCGUGUCACCUAGCGGGUUAACUGAGGCUACUUCUGGUUUAAAAAAUAAUACCACGUCAAUCUGUGAGGGUUUUUUUCAUGGAGGAACAACAGGGCCAUAGCUGGCAUGAUGGAGGGUAAAUGAUAGCAGGCUAAAUGGUUUAGGCCUUGCCUCAGUUGCACUCCUCAGCAUCUCCUGUCUGAUGGGGUAAUGGUUUAGAUGGCUAUAAAUGGAAGGGGUAAAAUACAGUCAUUCAAGGCCAAAGGAUUAUAAAUGGUAAAGAUCGAGAUGGCAGGCUUGAUGCAUAUUAGUAACUAUACUGAACAAAAAUAUAAACGCAACAUGUAAAUUGUUGGUCCCAUGUUUCAUGAGCUGAAAUAAAAUAUCCCAGAAAUGUUCCAUACGCACAAAAAGCUUAUUUUGAGGGAGAGUGCAAUUGGCAUGCUGACUGCAGGAAUGUCCAUGAGCUGUUGUCAGAUAAUUUAAUAUUAAUUUCUCUACCAUAAGCUGACUCCAACGUCGUUUUAGAGAAUUUGGCAGUACGUCCAUCCGGCCUCACAACCGCAGACCACGUUUAACAACGCCAGCCCAGGACCUCCACAUCUGGCUUCUUCACCUGCGGGAUCGUCUGAUACGAGCCACCCAGACAGCUUAUGAAACUGAGGAGUAUUUCUGCCUGUAAUAAAGCCCUUUUGUGGGGAAAAACUCAUUCUGAUUGGCUGGGCCUGGCUCCCCAGUGGCUGAGCCUGCCUCCCAAGUGGGUGGGCCUAUGCCCUCCCAAGCCCACCCAUUGCUGUGCCCCUGCCCAAUCGUGAAAUCCAUAGAUUAGGGCCUAAUGAAUUCAUUUAAAUUGACUGAUUUCCUUAUGAACUGCAACUCAGUAAAAUCUUUGAAAUUGUUCCAUGUUGCGUUUCUUUUUGUUCAGUAUAUUUCGAAAUGGCUUGUUGUGCAAAGUCACAUUAGAAUCUGCCUCGAACCCUUACAGAGACUGUUCCAGAGUGCACUUUCAGGAACCAAUUGCUUUGAUUUGAUUUGGCUAAUGUGUGUGAGAUGACACAUGAAAGCACAAUCAUUGAAAUGUUUCUGUGGACAAACAGCUAGGGUCUGAAUCCAGAUUAAAUUGACCCGUCACGGAUGUUUCUCUAUUUUGUGACAACUGCUGAGCCCUUCAGUGACUCAGCAUAGCAGGGUAACUCCAAGAUAGAUAGGCCUACCAUCAGCUGUUGCCAUGCCAGUGACUAAAGUAACCAGGAAGUAGUCCAGUUGCCCAAACAUUUAAACAAGGUAGCACGAUGGCCCGUUUUUUAUAUUGGGUUGUUCAAAUAGGACUUUGGAUGGCCAGGAAAUUCCCUAUUAAAGUCUAGUAACUAGACCACUGAGCUACUUCUGUUUGAUAUUCCUCCUGAGAGAACCUAUUCCCUAUGUGACGCAUGCAGACUGUGCUGCCUGUGUUGUCUGUACUCCAGAUUCUGCAGAUGGGUCAGGGGCUGUGGAGGGUGGCCAGGAACCAGCAGCUGCAGCAGGAGUACGGAGAGCAGUGGGACGCUGGACCUGGCCUUGACGGAGAUCCCCAGGAUUUGGGGAUGGAGAUGGGGGCUAACCCAGGCCAGGCUCCCCCAUCCCCCUCCCCCGGGAUGGGCGACCUGGGUGGAGGUCCCCUGCCGCCUCACCCCCACCCGCGGCGCCACCCCCAGCACUGCCAAGGGGCCGACAUCUACCAGCUGCUGCGUGCCCGCCGGGGGAAGGCGCAGCAGGGCUUCAUAGACCUGGAGAUGCUGCCUCCAGAGCUCAGCAUCACCAUCCUGUCCUACCUGAACGCUACAGACCUCUGUCUGGCCUCCUGCGUGUGGCAGGACCUGGGCCACGACGAGUACCUCUGGCAGGGGUGAGUAGUAGACUGACAGGGUCUGUGGAAGGGAGGCAGGGGUGAGUAGUAGACUGACAGGGUCUGUGGAAGGGAGGCAGGGGUGAGUAGUAGACUGACAGGGUCUGUGGAAGGGAGCCAGGGGUGAGUAGUAGACUGACAGGGUCUGUGGAAGGGAGGCAGGGGUGAGUAGUAGACUGACAGGGUCUGUGGAAGGGAGGCAGGGGUGAGUAGUAGACUGACAGGGUCUGUGGAAGGGAGGCAGGGGUGAGUACAGUGAAUAGAGGGCUGCCCAAUUCUGAUUCCAUUUUUUUCUCACUAAUUGGUAUUUUGACCAAUAAGAUCAGCUUUAAAAAAUAUCUCAUGUGAAAAGAUCUGAUGUGAUUGGUCAAAAGACCAAUUAUUGGACAAUAGAUUAGAAUUGGGCCCCCUGUGUAAACGCAGCCAAUGAGAAGUGUGCUGCAGGAUAGGAUCUGACCUGAUAUACCAUUAGAGUCAUCUAUAUUUUUUAAAUUGUCCACAAAUCAUUGAAAUGGUGCUUGCCACAAGUAGGUAUAACAUUUGCCAUGUUCUAUGUGACAAUGUGCUUUUUUAAUGGUUCAAAGAGUUGAUCGGGUGAUCAUGUUUCUAAUUGCAGUCUUCCCUUUCUCUCUCGCUGUCUCUCUGUCUGUCUGUGCCCUAGUUUGUGUAAAUCCACUUGGGGUCACUGUUCCAUCUAUAACAGAAGGCUUCCCUAUGGCUUCUCAUAUAGAAGCCUCUACAUGAUGCUAGAUGAAGGCAGCCUGACGUUCAACGCUAACCAUCAGGAGGUAAAGCAUCUCUGUUUCCUCUUCAUCCUCAUGCCUCUGUCUCCUUUUUAAAGCACCACUUCCCCACUGAAACACUCCGGUUUCCCGGACAUAGAUAAAGCCGGCUUAGUCUGUUUUCCGGGAAACUGUUCCCUUAUAUAUAAGAUAUAGCUAGAUAUAUACGGGCCAAUUAGCUGUUUUCACUAUAUGUUAUUGAUUCUGUCUAGAUCAGCCUUCCUCACUAUGAAAUCCACAAGAAAUAGUGAUUUAGAAAUAGUAAGUACACAUCGAACCCCCCACACGUCAGCCCACCUUGAAGACAAAGUAUUUUAAAUGACUACCAGCUAAAUGACUUGUUUACCACUGAUGCAUACAUUCUGAAAGACAUCACAGCCUUGGAGGUCACUGCAGGUCAAAGCCUGGUUCCAUAGAAUCUGUGGAACAUUCUAAUGGGGUUAUUUGGUCCGUCUGUAUCGCUACGUGGAUUAGGCUCGCUUUGGCCAGCCACUUAAAGGACAUGUGAUAGCCCCACUGUGGGAUAGACUGUCAUGGUGCUGUCUGUGUCUGGGCCUCCAUCUCUCUCUCUCUCUCACUCUCUAUCCCUCUUUCACCCUCUGCCUCCCCCCUCCUCCUCUUUUUACCUCACUAUCCCCCCACCCCCUCUCUCCCUCUCCUUCUCUCCCUCCCUCUCUCUUCCACUAAUCCCGCCCUCCUCCUCUCUCUCUACUCUCCCCCACUAAUCCCUCUCUCUCUGUGUGUGUUUCAUGUUGAUCCACACUCUCUCUCCAAUAGGGUAUCAGUUACUUCAUGUCCAAAGGCAUACUGGUGGACCACCCCAAGGAGCUGGCCAAGUUCAUCUUCUGCACGCGGACGCUCAACUGGAAGAUGCUGAGGGUGUACCUAGAUGAGAGGUGGCUUUUCUUCAUUGAAUUCUCACUGGGUUUCUUGAAUUCUCACUGGGUUUCUUGAAUUCUCACUGGGUUUCUUGAAAUGUCACUGGGUUUCUUGAAUUCUCACUGGGUUUCUUGAAUUCUCACUGGGUUUCUUGAAUUCUCACUGGGUUUCUUGAAUUGUCACUGGGUUUUCUUGAAUUCUCAUUGGAUUGUCUCUAAUUGCAGGAGAGAUGUGUUGGACGAGCUGGUCACGCUGCACAACUUCAGUAACCAGUUCCUGCCCAACGCACUGAGGGACUUCUUCAGACACAUCCACGCCCCAGAGGAGAGGGGCGAAUACCUGGAGACGCUCAUCACCAAGUUCUCCCACCGCUUCUGCGCCUGCAACCCCGUCCUGGUCCGGGAGGUGUGCCUCAGCCCAGGUCAGUGCACUGCAGGGAAUUGUAGUUCUAAUCUGCAGGGUGUUGAGGGAAGUCCGAUGAGUGGAGAGGAUUGUAACCACCUGCCAGUUUCUGCCACAGUUGAACGACUCCUAACUCGGGGUCCACGCUCAACAAAUCCCACAGGCUUUAGGUCUUCUCGGAUGUUGAUCGGUUUCAAGCCCCUCAACUAGCCUGUCCUGGCCUAACCGCAAUCUCCCCACAAUACCUCUGUAAUUUACUAAGGGCUCUGGUGUUACACUUGACCCAAGUUGUGUCCUGUCCUUGUUGCAUGAAUCAAAUGUGUGAGAAAUCUUUGUACCAACGCUGUCAUUGGUCCCUAAAGCCACAAUAAUCCCACGGGCUUAGGGUUAGGAGAGUGAGGGCAGCGCUCCAGCCAAUCACAGGCUGGCGUUGUAAUAACAUCUGGCGCGGUUCUCGGCCGUUCCUGCGUCGUCCUGGAGGAGAAGUGGGCUGAUUUAUGAUCUACUUACUGGCGAUAGAAUUGGCAGAGCGGUAAAGGAGGAGAGGAGAUGUACACUCUUACUCUCUCGCUCUCUCCCGCUCGAGAGAGACCCCCUGUUCAACCCCUCUUAGUCCACCCAGGACCAGGGCUGAUCCUCGCACUGUAAGGUCUGAGACUACGAGUCGACACGUCUCUUUCCUUCCCUGUUUAUGUGUCCUGUCUUCAAGGACUAUUAUUCACACUUCAGAAUGGGAAUGUUUUUGUAAACGCGUCAUUAUGAAACCCUCUCUUUUCCUUUAUCGACCCUUCUCUUGCUCCGAUGCUCUUUUCUGGUCAUCCCUUCCCUUCACUCUGUCUCCCUGUCGUUUAUUCUUCAACUCCCACCCACCCUCUUAGCCAAGCCACACAAUGAACAGAGAAAGUAUUGCUGGACUGAGAAAGGCGUCAACCAAAACGUCGGGGCUGGCUAAUAUAUUGAAUUGAAUAAAUGUAUGUUACUAAGCAAGAUAAAACAUGUAUUUUGUUGGCGUGUGUGCCCUAUCUCCACAAGUGAUCUUCAGUCUAAAAUACCACCAUCACAUUUUUUAUUUUUGUAUAGAUUUUUAGUCAUUUAGCAGACGCUAUUAUCCAGAGCGACUUACAGGCGCAAUUAGGGCUAAGUGCCUUGCUCAAGGGCAUAUCGGCAGAUUUUCCACCUUGUCGGCUCAGGAUUCGAACCAGCUACCUUUCAGUUAUUGGCCCAACGCUCUUAACCUCUAGGCUACCUGCCGCCCCACGGCUCAUAUACAACUUUAUCUUCAUUGUAUGCGUAGUGCAGGGACUUGUUUGACCACUCUCCCAGUUCUCUCGCUCUCUUACAUUCUGUCCAUCCCUCCUCUCCUCCUCUCCUCCCCAGAUGCAGUGUAUGUGCUGUGCUACUCGCUCAUCCUCCUGUCUAUAGACCUGACCAGCCCGCACGUCAAGAACAAGAUGUCCAAACGCGAGUUCAUCCGCAACACGCGCCGCGCCGCCCAGAACAUCAGCGAGGACUUUGUCGGCCAUCUUUACGACAACAUUUAUCUCAUCGGCCACGUGGCGGCCUAACCAGGAAGUGACGAGGAGUGGAAGUCGGUGAAUACACGAACCAGUGAUUGCACUGUUGCAGUAUACUACUUUGGACAAAAGUUGUUGCUGGUUCAUUCUAAAUCUAGGGUUCUGUACUGCUAGCAAUGGUGCUUGCUUCCAUACUGGGUGUGAGGCGAUCUGCUCUCUGGCUGUAGAGCCAAUGGAGAGCAGGGAGUGUAUAGAUUGGGCCCGCCCAACUGAAGUGACAUCAUAAGGGGCGAGGCCUUCAGACAGACUAGACAUAUAUCCCGCACACAAGUAGCAUACAACAAUAUAACCAACUACUUCCAGGUUAACCACGCAGAAGUGUAGCUACAGUAUGCUAACAAAGUCAAGAAGAAGUCAAACAUACGCUAUGAACUCACCUAGGACUGAAUAUUAUUACAGCAACCAUUAUCAGUUGUGGUUCACAUUAUACUUAGUUUUUUUGUUCUGUGAAUUACUUUAACUAUGAGUUUUGAGUUUAAUAUUCUGGUUUUCUUUUUUAAAUGAAUGUUGUUUUUGUUGGAAUGUGUUUUUUUUUACGAUUUGAAGAACUUAAAAGAAUGACUAGAGGGCUGGUAGAAACUCUACAGCGUUUUUGUCUUUAACUUUGUGAGCUGGAUUAAAUUGGAUGGAAUUGAAAUGAAUUCCCAAAAGGCACAACGAUAAUUAAUCCAACCACAUUUACUACAUGAAAUCCUUUUCCUUUUAGCAGAGAACGGCAAACGAUUAGUUGUGUCCAUUCCAAAGUAUUUUAUGAGUUGUAAAGUAAUCGCCAUGGGUCACACUCUAAAUUGAUGUGUAUGUGGAUGACUCUAAUGUCCAUGGGAAUCUCAGAGCGUCCAAUUUUGAGUUUGUAAUGUGAACUCUCAUCUUCAUGCAUCUCAGCUGGGUCGUAUUCAUUAGUGUGCGAAAUUGAAAAUGUUUUUUUUGCCUACGGAAGACGAAAAUAAAUGUUUCUUAUUGGACAAGUCCAAUUAGUUUCUCCAUGUUGCAAUCCAUUUUCUUCUAUUUGGCGCCUAAUGAACACGACACUGAUAAUACAGCUCUUGAUUGUUGAUGGAUAAAUAAGAUUGUCAGAGUUAAGGACAAUUGUUCAGUGUGAGUUUUUACCUUUGCCAAAGCUGGGAUAGGUGAUGUUGGUAAAUGAAGGUGUAUGUUAGUGUAUCUACGUUACUUUAUCCUUUUGUGUUGACAAGCGUUCUACCCCUUCGAAAUGGGCUGCAUCCCAAAUGGCAUCCUAUUCACUAUGUGUUGCACUACAUUUAAACAGGACCCAUAGGGCUCUGGUCAUAAGUAGUGCACUAUAUAGGGAAUAGGGUGCUAUUUGGGACACAUUCCGGCACUGACUCUAGCACCGAUGCCUGCGUUUACACAGG